Molecule: messenger RNA, 1515 nt
Organism: Penicillium paradoxum
Lineage: Eukaryota; Fungi; Ascomycota; Eurotiomycetes; Eurotiales; Aspergillaceae
Product: MFS transporter
Exons: 3
Coding region: 1-1515 (504 amino acids)
Biological process (GO): transmembrane transport
Molecular function (GO): transmembrane transporter activity
Source: RefSeq, a predicted model, not a curated record
AUGCGAAACGGAAUCAUGAACGAGCGCGAUCUAGACCUCGAAAGAGCUGAUACACACCCCGAACUGGAGAAAAUCGGGACCUCAAAAUCGAAUCGGUCUCGCCAUGAUCCAAAACUAGUGACAUGGGACGGUCCUGAUGACCCCGAAAACCCGAAGAACUGGAGCAUGAAGAAGAAAUGGGCUGCGACUAUCACCGUAUCACUGUUUACAUUCAUCUCGCCGGUCUCUUCGUCAAUGGUUGCACCGGCACUGUCAUCACUCGCAGCAGACCUCAAAGUCACAGAUGAGAUAGUCUCACAACUCAUGCUCUCAAUCUUCGUCCUCGCCUACGCCGUGGGCCCUUUAUUCCUCGGCCCAUUAUCAGAGAUCUACGGUCGCACCAUCGUCCUGCAGCUCGCCAAUCUCUUCUUCCUAGUCUUCAACAUCGGCUGUGCCGUAUCACAAACCAAAGUCCAAAUGAUCGUCUGUCGAUUCUUCGCUGGACUGGGAGGCAGUGCCCCGCUCGCAAUCGGCGGUGGAGUCCUCUCAGAUUGUUUCCGCGCCGAAGAGCGCGGAAAAGGAAUCGCAAUCUACAGCCUCGCACCCCUCCUAGGCCCAGCCCUAGGCCCCGUCGCCGGAGGCUUCAUCGCCGAAAACACAACCUGGCGCUGGGUCUUCUACUCCACCUCGAUAAUAGACGGCCUAAUCCAAGUAAUGGGCAUCUUCUUCCUCCGCGAAAGCUACGGCCCGAAAAUCCUCCGCCAGCGCGCCAUGCGUCUCCGCAAAGAAACAGGCGACAACGCCUACCAAACAGAAGCAGAGCGCCAAAACAAGACCUUCUCGCAAGUCCUACGCAGCUCCCUCAUCCGUCCCUUCCGUCUCCUCUUCACCCAACCAAUCGUCCAAGUCCUCGCCCUCUUCAUGGCCUACAUCUACGGAAUGAUGUACCUCGUCCUCUCCACCUUCCCAGGCCUCUGGACCAGCCCAGAAUACUACAACGAAUCCAUCGGCAUCGGCGGCCUAAACUACCUCUCCCUCGGACUGGGCUUCUGGCUCGGCUCCCAAAUCUGCGCCCCGCUCAACGACCGCAUCUACCGCCGCCUCAAAGUCCGCAACGGCGGCAUCGGAAAACCCGAGUUCCGCGUCCCCCUGCUCUUCGUCGGCGCCUUCUUCAUCCCAUCAGGAAUGUUCAUCUAUGGCUGGACAGCCCAGUACCGCUGCCACUGGAUCGCGCCCAAUAUCGGCGCCGUCCUCUUCGGCACCGGCAAUAUCAUCGCCUUCCAAUGUAUCCAGACCUACAUGGUCGACACGUACACGCGGUACGCGGCGAGUGCGCUCGCAGCCGGUGCGACGCUGCGCUCGAUCGCCGGUUUCGGAUUUCCGCUUUUCGCACCGUACAUGUAUAGCGCGUUAGACUACGGAUGGGGGAACAGUCUAUUGGCGUUCCUGGCUGUGGCCAUUGGGGUUCCGGCGCCGGUGUUUCUGUGGAAAUUUGGGGAACAGUUGAGGAAGAAAAGUACCUUUGCGGCUGGUUAG